This is a messenger RNA of Paramacrobiotus metropolitanus, 4720 nucleotides long. RefSeq names its product polyamine-transporting ATPase 13A3-like. The record is from RefSeq and is a predicted model, not a curated record. Gene Ontology annotation, cellular component: membrane. The coding region runs from base 724 to 4443 and encodes 1239 amino acids. Gene Ontology annotation, molecular function: ATP binding; polyamine transmembrane transporter activity; P-type transmembrane transporter activity. The transcript has 27 exons. Gene Ontology annotation, biological process: intracellular calcium ion homeostasis; polyamine transmembrane transport. NCBI's taxonomy places the organism in Eukaryota, Metazoa, Tardigrada, Eutardigrada, Parachela, Macrobiotidae.
AUAACUACAAGUAAUAAGUUGUACAAAUUUACAGUCACUGCCUGUACCAAACUACGUCAUAUAAUUUUGUUGAGGGCUUAUGGUUCGUUAAAAGGGUAAAAGUGUUCCGAAAGGAUGAAGUAGCCUAGCUUACAGGCAUGUGAGGACAUUAAUUUUCACCGCAAGUUUGGAGGUACAACAACUUACGUGCAUCCGUAUCCGAUGUUUAAUUAAAAGCGAUAGAAGUACUUACCGUAUGCCUGCGUUUUUCUUUGUAAACUGUAAGCUUUAAUUUCGUGGAUAUCCAGUUACUGCAGUACUUAUCGUACUGACAUUAGCUCGGCAAUGGCGUGGCGGAGCAAAUAAGCGGCCGAGUUUUCUCCUGAUCUUUUUAACGCUUUAUUUAUCAGCUUACACUUGAGCAUAGGCAUAGCUUGUAAGCACUUAUUUAUCCCCUUUAUGAGCUGUUGAUCUUCCCGAAACUACGCUAGUGGUUACCGUCAAGGUAUAAUCGAGAUUCAUGAACAACGCAAAACCCAUAUCAUACGGAUAUGCAUGUUACUAAUGCAGCCCGCAGCGGCAACAAAUUGGCUGUAAUGUCUCGCACAGCUUGCGGCCAUUGAUUAUUACUUUGCGGAUUUUUACGGACGAUCAGCGAUCAGUUGCUUUGAAUAACUUGCUAAUACACAUUUUCGUGCGGAUCGCAGUAGUGGAGUCCAUACCAUCAACACGGUGUAUAGAACAAUGUGGAGACGGCGCAAAUCCAGUGUAUACGAGACCCAUCGUCCACGCGAAGUGCUCAACAAAAACGAAGAUGAUUGGAUGUACGCCGAUCCGUACGCCACCGUCCUCUUUAAGAAGAUAUUAUGCUGGAUUCUGAUCGUGGCAUCCGUGGGAAUUUUGGCAGUUGUGCUCCUUAUAUGGAGACGGGACUGGUACGUGAAGCUAACAUGCCGCCGGACUACUGUCGAACAUGCCAAUGUUUUUAUACUCCAGGAUGCUUGCGAAGAACUAACUGUGAGCUAUGUGUACAAUAUGGCCAACCGAGAAAAGUAUUACCGAAAGCCGCCACAAGGAAGCAUUCUUUCUAAUGCACCGCUUAUAGCUCCCAUCAACGGCCGAAAGGGUGAAUUCGAGGAAGUGAAAGUGCUGACGUAUUUCGAUUGCAAACGGGUGCGAUACAUCUGGAAUACGGAUACGAAUGCGUACGAGAAACUGUUGGGCAUUCCCGAUGUGCCGAUGGACUAUUUUGAUGAGCAGAAGGGUCUGGAUGACAUACAGCGCUCUGAACGUCUGCGAUUGUUUGGACUGAACGCUAUUGUCAUCAAAAUAGAUCCAUUGGUGAAAAUUUUGAUCAAAGAGGGAUUGACUCCGUUUUACGCGUUUCAAGUCUUCAGCAUUAUCUUGUGGUACUGCGAACCGUACACCGUUUAUGCAUCGGUGAUUCUGGGCAUUUCUUUGUUAUCGUUGGCAUCACAGGUUUUCGAGACAAGACGCCAACAAGUUGCUCUCCACAAGCGUGUACAGGACUUCGAUUUAGUAACUAUCAUGAAGAAGAAUGGAGAAACUGCUUCGGUUAAAAGCGAAACUUUGGUACCGGGGGAUAUUGUUAUCAUUCCGAAAACUGGAUGCAAAGUUGUCUGCGACGCGGUUCUCCUCAGUGGUCAUUGUAUUGUCAAUGAAGCUUCCUUAACAGGUGAAAGUAUUCCCGUAUCCAAAGUUGCCUUGGCCUCAUCGGAUAAAGAACAGUAUUUUAAAGCGCGCAGCUCGACGAGGCAUAUUCUGUUCUGUGGAACGAAAGUUCUGCAAUCGCGUGCUGGGACAGAUGGCUAUACAAAGGCCUGUGUAAUACGAACCGGAUUCAUGACAUCCAAAGGUGAACUGAUACGCAGCAUAAUGUACUUCCGGCAAGUUGAUUUCCAGUUCCAAAAUCAAACGUUCUGGUACAUUGCUGUGCUGGGGUUUAUUGCUCUUAUUGGAAUGAUUUACUCUAUUAUAGUCGAAUUGCCACGCCUGUAUACCGCUGUUACACCGGAAGAAAUCACAGCGGCACGCCGCGAAAUAGCCAUUCGUACACUGGAUGUCAUCACCAUCGUGGUCCCUCCUGCUCUACCUGCCGCACUAACGGUUGGAAUUAUAUUUUCCCAGUGGCGGCUGAAGAAAAAACAGAUCUUCUGUAUCAGUCCUCGCAUCAUUAACAUGUGCGGAUUGGUCAACCUUGUUUGUUUUGAUAAGACAGGUACUCUCACGGAAGAUGGUUUGGACUUGCAUUCCAUUCUUCCAGCCGAAGCCACUGAAACCGGUCGCUCUCGUUUUAUUGAAAAACAGGCAACCCAGUUUACGGAUAUUGAUAAGCCGCUCGUACGAUCCAUGACAGCUUGCCAUUCUUUGUCCAUCAUUGAUAAAGACGAUUCUUUGGACUAUCAUGGAGAUCCCAUAGUUGGUGAUCCGCUGGAUCUGAUCAUGUUUAACCACACCCAUUGGAAACUCAGUGAAUCGGAAGUCGCUGGGUUUGGGAAGAUUUUGUACCGUGUGGUAUCGCCCACCAUAGCCACCAUCGGACGGAAAUUUCAGGAGCAAGCCAUGAUCGUUUUAUACAAAGAGUAUCCCUUCGAAUCCACUAUGCGGCGAAUGGGAAUGAUUGGUUACAACACCGCGGAAAGACGAUUUGAGUUUUACGCCAAAGGGGCAGCAGAAAAAAUUAUUCCUCUUUGUAAUCCAGACACUGUUCCCGCUGAUGCUCUCUCUCGAUUGGAAGGGUUUUCUUCCCAGGGGUUUCGUGUUAUUGCUCUGGCAUGGCGAGUUUUGGACGGGAUGGACAUUAAUAAUGUGGGAAAACUUACUCGGGGAGUGGCCGAACAUGACCUGCGUUUUGUUGGAUUUAUCGUGUUUGAGAACCGCAUUAAGUCGGACACCCCAUCUACCAUAAGCGAACUGGAGAAAGCCAAUAUCCGAACAGUUAUGUUAACGGGAGACAAUAUGCAUACAGCUAUUGCGGUGGCCGGAAAAUGCGGUAUCGUCCGCGCCAGUGAAACUCUGUCAAUUGUUCAAGGAGAUGAAAAAUUUAUCAACUAUAUUCCUGUGGAGCAAGUCACAUCUGACAAAAAUGGCAGCCAUAAGGAAGCAAAGCAUUCUGAUAUGGAUCCCUUCGGGGGCAGCGGUGAACACCAGGUGCUGGCGGUGUCCGGUGAAAUGCUGGAAAUCGUGAAAACCUACCAUAGCCACUUGUUACCGCAGAUUAUGUUGCGGACGGCUGUUUUUGCCCGUGUUUCACCGUUGGAGAAACAGUAUGUAGUGGAGCAGUUCCAGGGUGCCGGCUAUCAAGUGGGCAUGUGUGGUGAUGGAGCCAACGACUGCGGUGCACUCCGAGCUGCUCAUGCCGGUAUUUCUCUGUCGGAUUCCGAGGCCGCAGCCGCUGCACCUUUCACUAGCACCAACCCGAGUAUUCACUGCGUUGUGCGAGUAUUGCGAGAAGGCCGCUGUGCCUUGGUGACCUUUUUCGGGAUUUUCUUCCUGAUGGCGACCUACAGCAUGUGUCAGUUUAUCUCCGUUGUCCUUUUAUACUGGAUCGAACAAACCCUCACGGAUAUGGAGUUUCUCUACGAAGACCUAUUUGAACUGACCGUUCUGGCCAUUGUGAUUGGUUGUGCCUUACCUUAUAACCGCCUGACGGCCGAUUCCGUCCCGUCCAGUCUAAAGUCUUUCCCCUCGUUGUUCUCCUUAAUUGGACACGUCCUCCUUUUGUUAGCCGCGCAGAUUGUAGCUUUCAAAGUUGCUCCACUGGUACCGUGUAAUCCUAACGGGACAACGAUUGUCUGUCCGCAAGUAAAAGCAGAUGCAGCCAGCGACGCAACCACCACGCCGGCUCCGGUUCUUAACUUAACAGCGUUGGCGGUGAACUUAACUAGCGGGAAUUCAACGGAUAACGCCACAGCACCUGCCGAGGUGGGGUGCUCGUACGAAGGUUACGCGGUAUGGACGGUGGGCAUUCUACAGAUUGUGGUGCUGUCAUUUAUCUUCGCCCGAGGACCGCCAUUUCGCCGACCAUUCUGGAGAAAUUAUCUCCAUGUCAUCUUGGCCGUUGGUAUGGUUGUUUUCGAUCUGGUGUGCAUGCUGGGUCCUGAUCGCAAUUUGGCUUACGGAAUACAGAUGGAUGCGCCACCACCCGAAUAUAUUGGAUAUCGUUUCAUCUUUCUGGCCAUCGUGAUUAUAUGGGCCAUACUAGCAGCUGCUUUUGAGAUGCUGAUUGUGGAACGGCUAGUGGUUCGUUGGCUGGAUAGAAGUACCAGAUUCAAAAAAUGGCGCUCACGGCGGCGUGCCGAUGUGGAAGAGGAAUUACGGCUGAAGGCCGACCGAGCCGAAUAUCGUCCUAAGGACGGACCGGCUAAUGGCGUGACCUUUCAAAACAAAGCUUUCGUGCCGGACGAGAGUUCCACAGCUAAUUUAACGCGACUGGAUCGAUGAGACUUAUAUUUGAUUGCGAGUACCAGAGUUUAUUUAUGUAAAGAGUUUUACUUUGUAUUUACAAGUUUGAUAUGCGUUCCGGUUUUACAGGUUUUAAUUUUACCGUUAAAAGGGCAGUAAUUUGCAAAGAGUUUGUCUUAUUCAGGAAUACUGUAGUUGGAACUUUUAAUAGUCAUGAUGCUCGUAUUCCAGGCGUUUUGCCGAAAGUAUAAAUUGUCCCACUCUGUGACAGCUUGCCGAAUAUUCGUUUUUUAUUAAAGAGAAAAUAAAGUUGAAC